AUGCAGCGACUCCUGGGCAAGGCGGUAUUUGUGGCAAGACGGACUCGACUACAGGUGGGCUCACAUAAGCUGGAUUGGAGUGACACUCGACUUCAUCUUGAGCAUAGGCAUGGCACGGGACAUGGCGUUGGUCAUUUCCUAGCCGUCCACGAAGGUCCGCAACAGAUCGGUACACGAAUAGCUUGUAACUCCACUCCUCUGAAGGCUGGCAUGACAGUGUCGAACGAGCCGGGCUAUUACGACGAUGGGAAGUUUGGGAUUAGGAUUGAAAAUAUCGUUCUUGUCAAAGAGGCGGAGACACCAAACAACUUCGGAGAGAAGGGCUAUCUGACAUUUGAACAUGUAACAAUGUGUCCCAUACAAACCAAGCUGGUGGAUACAAAGCUUCUCACAGAGAACGAACGUCAAUGGUUGAACGACUACAACAGGGAAGUGUGGGAAAAAGUGUCACCCCUGUUGGCUGAGGACGAUAGAGCCCUCAAAUGGUUAAAGAAGGAGUCCCAGGCAAUCUAA
This is a messenger RNA of Marasmius oreades (fairy-ring Marasmius), 513 nucleotides long. RefSeq lists its product as uncharacterized. Bases 1 to 513 code for a protein of 170 amino acids. The transcript is spliced from 5 exons. NCBI's taxonomy places the organism in Eukaryota, Fungi, Basidiomycota, Agaricomycetes, Agaricales, Marasmiaceae. The record is from RefSeq and is a predicted model, not a curated record.